Molecule: messenger RNA, 1938 nt
Organism: Drosophila nasuta
Lineage: Eukaryota; Metazoa; Arthropoda; Insecta; Diptera; Drosophilidae
Product: GATA zinc finger domain-containing protein 10-like
Exons: 3
Coding region: 1-1938 (645 amino acids)
Source: RefSeq, a predicted model, not a curated record
AUGACACUCUUUACAUUUUUAAGGAAAUACUUUCACCGCUUAAAGACCGAAGAGGAUGGUACCGAUGAGCUGAUAGAGCGCGUGUCAAAACGUCAAUUGAAGCGAUCCUCCAGCUUGGACUUAAGUCGUAGCAGUGCCAAGGAGCUGCUGGCGGAUAAACAGGAUCAGCAACAAUUGCCGCUCUUCCGUUGGCACAAUCCGGACUGCAGCGAUAACAGCCGAAAGAUGGGAGUCCUGGAGGAUAUAAGUCUGUCUGCUAGCGUUGAUAUUCAAGUGGGCUACAGCGAAAUGCCCAACACAUCAAGUGAGACAGCUUCUCAGCAACAAUCACAGCAACAUCAUCAAGUGAUUGUGGAGGUGGUGUCUGCUGAAUUGCAGCCACAGCAGCAGCCAUCGCCUCGUCCAUGCGCCGAGGUCGUUGAGCAAUCACAGCAAGUAGUAGAAGUACAGCACUUGGAGGUACAACGUCAGCAAGACCAACAACGGCUACAGCAGCAACACCAACAGCAGCAGCAUCCUCAACAACAAUAUCAGCCACAUAUUGCUGCUGCAGCAAAUCGACUGCCAGCAGCAACAACAGCCAAUUCACGCGAUAUGGAGCCACUUCGUCAGCAACUUAUGCAUCGCAUCAUCUUGCCACAACUACAAACUGAAGACUUGCCGGAAUCUAGCAUCGUUAACAACAAUGCUGUUAGUCUAAUGAAUCAAAAUCUGCAGCCACAUUUUAUAGAUAGUUCGAUGGGUGACAGUGAAUGGACGCAGUUGCAGUACGAUAAAUAUGCACUUGUUCUGAGUUCUCAACAUCAGCAACAACAACAGCAGCAGCAACAUCAACAACAGCAGCAGCAAAAUCAACAACAGCAACAGCGACAGCAACAAUUAGUUCCUUUGUGGCAGCAACAGCAGCCAUCGUAUCAAAUGUCCCAUCAAGAGCAUCAACAUUUGGAGGCGGGACAAGAAGAGUUGCAGCAAUUGAAUGCACAAUAUCAGCGCUUAAAGUGCCAGGAGGAGGAGAAAUUAAAGUGUUUAAAUAAUACACUCAAAGAAGUCUAUGCGGAUCGAUUGCUAAGCGAGCGGCAACACGCUGAUUAUCAUCGUUUCUUUAUGCACAAAAUGGUGGAGAGUAAAAAACAUGAGGAUAGUUUGCAUGCUCAAAGGGAUCAACUGAAGAGACAGCUAAAAGAGGACUUAGACAGCUUAGAACAGCGCAUUGCUGAGAAGCAUCGACAGUUGCAAGAGCGCUCCAGAUCGUGGCAAUGGCAGCAGCAUCCUCAACAACAAUAUCAUCACCAUCAUCAACAUCCUCACCAACAGCAGCAUCAACAACAACGACAACUGCAGUAUCAGCAGCAGCAACAGCUUCAGCUCACUUAUAGUCAGCAGCAACACCAACAUCAGCAGCAGCAGCAACAUCAAUAUUAUUUGCGUCAGCUGCAACCUCCUCCGUAUCAACCACGUUUGCAGUGCUUUCAGGAUGCCUUCUCGCAAUACGCCGAGUCGCAGCUGGUAGAUUCCAAUAACACACUGAUGCCACCGCCACCGCUACCGCCCCCACCAGUGACGACAACAACACUAGCAUCACUGCGACCAACGCCAAUGCAACCACCACCACCACCAGUUGCAUAUCGCACUGACAUCAGGCAACAACCUCCUCGCAGUGGGCGCAUGAUGAGACGUCGCCACACCAUCGAUCAUAGAGCCAAUAAUAUGAUGUUAUAUCCACCAUAUGCAACACCAGCUGCUCCACCAAGAGACGCGCUUCGCCUGAAAAAUGUUACUGCAGCAACUGCAGCACACUUUUCCCGUCCUGACACAUCUGCAACAGUUGCCAACGAGAGAAACCAUGUGAAUCAGGCAAUUGAACAAACUGCAAUUACGUCCAUCAUCAGCAAUUAUGUCACAAACUAUUUAAAUGACAUGGAAUCAAGAAAUCCAUAA